AUUCAACCAAGUGAUUCAGUUGCCUCAGUCAGUUCGACUGGGAACCUUCUAGCGUUCAAAUCAGCUACUUGCGUGGCUUGCAGACAACAAAGGUGGCAUUAAACUCGGUGGCUCCUCAGUGAGGACAUUUUAAGACAUUUUUCGUUUCAUCUCUAGAGCAAACAAAAAAAACAACCAAGCAGUGCUAUAUACAAACUCUUAUAUACAUAUUAAGGACUCUUUCAGUGAAGACCAAGACAUCUUCACAUUUUCAUCCCAAAUUCCAUUUUUUUGGGUGACUUAAAGUAAAAAGGAAAAGAAAAAUCAUCAAGAGGAUCUACUGAAAGGAGCAAAAGACAAAAGAACAGCGACUUUCCCUUUUUGAGUUUAUUUUUUUAUUUUGUGUUUUUCUUUCGCGGGUGAAGACGGAGAAAACAACAAUUUCAGCUUCUGGCUUUGAUCAUUGUAUGGAGCGUGAAACCAAGGCUACAAAGAGAGGGGACGAGCCGGGCCUGACAAAGUUGCAGGAUCGGAGUGAAUUUGGACCUGAUUGUCCCGUACCGAAUGGCCGUCAAGAUGGUGGCUAUGUGCCAACGGUUGGCCGCUGGGGCUGCGAGUGGCCAAGUUGACUCGCCGAAGGGAGCCUUGGGUAUGGACUCCCUGUCACCACCAGGUCGGUGGUGGGUUUACCCACUACACCUGGUGGAGUGACACAGGACGACCAUCGUGAAACGAGCCGAUGUAUCGGCGAUGAUGGGGCGGCCGCAGAAUUGGCUCUCGUGUCCUCGACACGCUGGGCUGCGUCCGAUUCCUAUCACUUGAUGGCGUUCGAUCAGCAAAAUGGUGCAUGGCCCAUUCACCAUCCGCUUCCGCUGCCCGCAUGGUCUGACACCCCAAAGUUGCGACUUGUGGUGGACAAAGUGUGGCAGUAUGAGGAGCUUGUGGCCAUCACCGAGACUGUCUUGCAGCGUAUGCUUGAGGAGACAUUCUACGACACCGUGCACAACUUCUUGGAUCUUCAUGGGGCUUUUAGACGCUCCGGUGGGUCUGAUCUACGGCUUUUCUUCCAACACUACACACCACCGGUCAAUAGGCGUCAUCACAUGUGCGUGAGUCUCGCCAUGGAGAUUGUUGCGCGUCUGGCUGAUGUUGUACCCGCACUAGCUGAGCACCUUUUCAUCGUAUCCUGCGAGGAAGCGGUGGAAGCAGCUGAGCCCUACAUCGCCAACUGCCACAAGGGACGUCAUCUAGAUGUGGCUGCUCAUUCGCUGGAGAAGGAACACGCUCUCAUUGCUGUUCACAUCAGCGUGGCAGGACGCGAUGGGCUCAUGAUUCUCGAUCCAGGCUAUCACGUGGCACGAGCUGUUACGGUGAUGAAGGACCUCUGCUACCCGCAUACAGGCUGGUUCACUCAAUCCGACGAACCACAUUGCCGUCGUGAGUACUGCUACACCCUGAGUCCUCACAGUGGGAACUUUGUGGAGUGGUCGGAGAGAACAACACGCGGUACGGUGGUUGCGCAUGAGUUGGCCCUCAUCUACGUGGAACGACCCUAUAGGACAGCCAUUGAUGUGACGGUGCGUAGGAAUCUUGUCUACAACUUCCGCUCAUUGCUAGCUAGAGACGCCAAGGGACGCGUCUGUGCAGGACUCUACUUUCCCGUUGUGCCCGGACCAGAGGCACAGCUCACGCUCUUCUAUGAUGGCGUCAACAAUGCUAGCGUCAAGGUUAAGGUUAAAUUCUCAACGUUCAACCGUCGUGACUCCAUCAAAAUAGGGGGGAAGAUGAAGAUAGAUGAAAAUCUUUCAAAUCUUCAUCAUAGCUUCAUCUUUUCUAACCUAUGAGAAAUGGUAAAGUUUAUUUUCUUAAUUUUAUAUGCUUUUUAAAAGAAUUUAAUACUAAUUGGUUUAAUAUGGUAAAAGUCCUACAGAAGAAUACGAAAUAAUUAUUAUUGGAAUAUUAAUUUAAGAUUUUUUGCUCAUUUUUCUAGAAAUUUUUGGUUUGUUUUGGUAUUGAAAAGCUUCUAAAUCUUAAUUUAAAAAUUGUGAAUAAUUAAAACAUAACCUAGAAAAUUGCGCUGAAAUUCUUUUGAAAGUGGUGGGUUUAUUUUUACUUUAAAUUGUUUGUGUUUGUCCUAUUUUUCUUAAAUAAAUAAAAGUAGAAAAAGAAAUAUAUGUAGGUUAGUAUAGUAGGGAUAAGGGUGGACCAAAAACAAUGUAGUCUGUAGAAGGGUUAUGAAGUAACCGAAAAGUCACAAGUAAGCCAUGCAAACAUUAUUUUUCUGAUAUGUUUUUUUAUAUUUAGUUCUUUUAGCUUCUUUUCUAAGUCGUCAGUUAGGUGAUUUAUAUAUAUUUAGGUUCCCAAUUAAGAAUCAGGGUGCAUUAGGUUUAAAAAUUGAGUUAAAACAUUAAAAUAAAGUAAAACUAACAAAAUCCGUUUAAAAAUUUAAAGAUUUUUAUUUUCUUUUUAAAAAAAAUAUUAUCAAAACAGUUUAAAAAUAAAAAAAAUUAUUUGAACAUUUUUAAAAUUCAACUGAAGAUUCUGUUUUAAUAUAAAUGGAAAACUUUGAAAAAUAUCUUAUGUUAAGAACUCAGAACUCUUAGGUUAAGAACCAGGAGACAACAGAAAAGAAGCACCUUCUUCAGGGUCUGCAGUUGGUAUGAAAAAAGAAAUAUUUUUAAGAACUAUCAAGUAGAUUUUAAAAAUAAUAAUUCAACACAAAGGUUGAUUUCGAAUUCCUAUUGCCAAAUUGCUUGCUUCUUAUGUUUAAAAUUUCUCAUAAAACCCUCAUUAAAUGUUUUCUUUUGUGUUUUUAUUUGUCCACCAACAGCUCCCGGAAACCGUUGCAGGCCACGUAAAGAAUUUGGCUAAGCAAUUGCGUAUGGAGUUUGAAGAAUUACUGGAGCUACUUCAAGACCUUGCGGACGUUGCAGCUGAUCAGGACUUUGUGCAACAAACACUGGCCAUCAAUGAAACCAUAACGGAAAUGUCAGCAGAUAAUUAAGACAGUUCUUGGUGGAAAAUACAAAAAAAAAAUCUUUUUUUUUCAGCAUAAAAGCACUAUUAGAACUAUAAUUCCUUAACCGUUUUAGUGCUUCCUACAAUUUAAAUACUCUUCAAUUUAAUCUUCAAUUAAAAAAAAAGAAUUAAAAGAAAACAAUUCAACAUUGUAAUCAACACCUAUAUUAUGCUUCUGAUAAAUACCUAAUAAAAAACAUCCCCUAUGCUGAAAAUUC
Molecule: messenger RNA, 3215 nt
Organism: Lutzomyia longipalpis
Lineage: Eukaryota; Metazoa; Arthropoda; Insecta; Diptera; Psychodidae
Exons: 3
Coding region: 801-1823 (340 amino acids)
Source: RefSeq, a predicted model, not a curated record